Closterium sp. NIES-67 is the source of this 3665-nucleotide messenger RNA. NCBI's taxonomy places the organism in Eukaryota, Viridiplantae, Streptophyta, Zygnematophyceae, Desmidiales, Closteriaceae. The record is from the annotation of a GenBank genome assembly.
GAGAACUGGCCCUCAAACCACAAGCAAGGCGGAUUACCUAGGUAUGAAGUCUAAGCUUGUCAUGAGGUCCUAUGAGGCACCGGCCCGGGCCACGGAGGGCGGCACUCUGUGAUCCGGGGGGGAGCGUCCCGUGAGACGUGCGCAUGGACUCUCUUCGGAGGGUUGGUGCGCACAGGCCCCAGCGGAGGGGGCGGGGAGCUCUCCAGGUGCGGAGGAUCACCUGGGAAAAUGGGGAGAGGAGGAACUGGCUCUCGAACCACAAGCAAGGCGGAUUACCUAGGUAUGAAGUCUAAGCUUGUCAUGAGAUCCUAUGAGGCACCGGCCCGGAACACGGAGGGUGGCACUCUGUGAUCCAGGGGGGAGCAUCCCGUGAGACGUGCGCAUGGACUCUCUUCGGAGGGUUGGUGUGCACAGACCCCAGCGGAGGGGGCGGGGAGCUUUCCAGGUGCGGAGGAUCACCUGGAAAAAUGGGGAGAGGAGGAACUGGCUCUCGAACCACAAGCAAGGCGGAUUAUCUAGGUAUGAAGUCGAGCUUGUCAUGAGGUCCUAUGAGGCAUCGGCCCGGGCCACAGAGGGCGGCACUCUGUGAUCCGGGGGGAGCGUCCUGUGAGACGUGCGCAUGGACUCUCCUCGGAGGGUUGGUGUGCACAGACCCCAGCGGAGGGGGCGGUAAGCUCUCCAGGUGCGGAGGAUCGCCUGGUAAAAUGGGGAGAGGAGGAACUGGCCCUCGAACCACAAGCAAGGUGGAAUACCCAAGGAGGAAGGUUACUCUUUGGGUCCGCUCGGUCCCUACAAACUUCUUGACACUGGUAAUAUGCGGUCGGUUUCGUAUCCCAAUCCGCCUAUGGCUAGGUGGCCCCCCCUCGUUGCGAGGCGGCGUCAUUGACCCAUGGGUUGGGGAGGGUAGGAUUCAGGCUUAUUGGAACCAGGGAAAAAGAGGAGAACCCAAUCGGAUCACUCCUCGCAAGGGGUCUGAACCAACUGGGUGCUCAACCACUGCCAUAAAGAAGUUGAUGUCGGUGCAACUUGCAAAACUCAUAUGCAGUGGUUGAGACGGUCGACUCUUUUUCAGGGGGAAAGCUCGAAGCUCACUUGAGGCCAAAAACCUGGAAUGAGACCCAUGUUGACUGUGGACGAUCUCGGUCGGACGCAGGACGAUGCACGGGUACCUGAACAUGUUAGUAGGUCAAGGACGGUGUGUCCUAGAGUUUUCUUAACGUGGAAUGACAAUCGGAAGCAUGGUGAUGCCACGUGGGAGUUAAUGCUUUCGUGGUGCAUGGGAGAAAUCGCCGGACUAUUUCAGUUACGGUGGAUGUCUCUAGCAUCGUGUCUUUCCACUCACGAUGAGAUGGCUCGACCGCAAUGUCGAGUCUGGGUUGGUAGUGCCUCUGGUUUGAGUGUCAGACUUCGGUUUGUCGCACUCGGUAGAUGUAACCCAACUCGUAUCUUAUCGUGGCUGCAAUGGGAUGGCUCGGUGGCAACGCCGGGUUCUGUGCUGGUUGUUUCUCUGGUUUGAGCGUGAGGCCUCGGUCUGUAGCGCUCGGUAGAGAAACACAGCCCACUCACAUCUCGUUGUGGAGGUUGAGGAAGCCCGUCUCCUUAGCCACUCGGAUACGUGAAAGGCAUCGCUUGCUCAAACUGGAAGCCAGUGUGUGGCAUGUUAAAGUCCCGUACCCAUAAUCUAAUAAACGAGCACCACACAAAAAAGGGGAAGGCGCUAAGAGUAUGGAAAAAGGGUUGAUGUUGCCCUUGGUCAUGCCCCUAAAAGACAAGAUGGAGCCCAAGUCGGGUACCCUGGGCCUAGCUGGCGGAUACUGGGACACUGGUGGAACGGAGUAAAGCAAGCGUUGUCGAGUACCAUAUCUGAGCCCGAUACGUAAGAGGGGCAUACCGAACUGAGCCAAACGGCCACUGGGGCCCGAAUCCCGGCUAUCCAGCUUUAUGCGGAGGUGGUUGAAUCGGUGCAAGGCAACCAGCCGAAGUAACGAAGGGAGGUAUGUCCCACUUGCUGUACGGCCUUGAGAAGGAUGUGCUUGCGUCCUAGGUGGCAUAAAAACCACCUAGGCACUAGCACGGAGCUCUCUUGGAAUUGUCAAGAAAUGAGACUGUGAUGGGAUCGGGUUGGCUUGUCCCGACGAUCAGUGUGAUGACUCUUCUUGGACGGGCUUGCCCAACCUCGGAGCAUCUUGAGGAGCAAUGCUGUUUGCUGACGCGUGAGGGGCCACUUCUUAAGCAAACCUACCAGUGCGGUAGGCGAUCGGUUCGGUGCAUCCUACUUCCUGUAUAGUAGGCGGCGGGCACAAACCGGUCAGCGGCAGUGGUCAGAGCCGAGAUGGGGAAUUGGACCUAUAGAGGAUGCCCCUCUGGCCCAUGAAACCCGGCUUAUUACGACAGUGGGUCGAUUGGGAAAGGAGCUCGAAAGUCCACCACGGUGUUCGGUGGCGCUCUGGAACCAGCCGAUACGCACGUGUCAGACACGGCAAUCAACGCAAGGCGAUUGCCAAGUCAGCUUGCUCGGAUGGAUGUUUCGGUGGUCAAGCUUGGCCGGACAAGGGGACGAGCGCUGUGAAGGCGGGGCAUGCUGGGGCCCGAAUGCCGGAUAUUUGGGUAUGAAGUCGAGCUUGUCAUGAGGUCCUAUGAGGCACCGGCCCGGGCCACGGAGGGCGGCACUCUGUGAUCCGGGGGGGAGCGUCCCGUGAGACGUGCGCAUGGACUCUCUUCGGAGGGUUGGUGCGCACAGGCCCCAGCGGAGGGGGCGGGGAGCUCUCCAGGUGCGGAGGAUCACCUGGGAAAAUGGGGAGAGGAGGAACUGGCUCUCGAACCACAAGCAAGGCGGAUUACCUAGGUAUGAAGUCGAGCUUGUCAUGAGGUCCUAUGAGGCACCGGCCCGGGCCACGGAGGGCGGCACUCUGUGAUCCGGGGGGGAGCGUCCCGUGAGACGUGCGCAUGGACUCUCUUCGGAGGGUUGGUGCGCACAGGCCCCAGCGGAGGGGGCGGGGAGCUCUCCAGGUGCGGAGGAUCACCUGGUAAAAUGAAGGGAGAUGGCACGGUGGGGGGAGAUGCCCUGGCCAAAACGAAAAAGGUGGCGAGAAAGGCAGGGCCGGCUCUGGCUAAGAUUCAAUGCAGAGCACCGAUCAUUCGAGGAGUCGAAAGGGCAACGGGAAACCGUUGCAGGUUGGCCAGUUCAGCUACCCCGCGCCCUCCUUGGAGGGCGAUGGGUAGAUGGCGUGCCUCCUGGGCUGGAGGCGAACCAGGUCGACGAAGGAACAGCGAGGCCUCGUUUCUAACGGGGCUGAGCGUGGACCUCGGCCUGGAGGGAGGGAUGGAGCACACCCGGCUGGUGCGGGUGUCGUUGUCAUCCCGCUGCGGGCAGGCCGCCGCGGCACGUGGAACGAUUGGGGGGAUGGCUUGCACACUUGGGGCCAACCCAUCACACCCGGCUUGGGGAACCCGGGAGUGAGGCCCGGAGCCUUUGCCAGAGGCUCUGGGCCGAAAAUGGGAAGAAAUGACGGCAGGCGAGCGAGGGAAGGACAGGCGGGUUGCACCGCAGGUCGUUUCCGAGCUCAGCUUGCCCCAGGCGUCGCGAACGCGGACGAGCCUCGAGCUCGCGGGGUCGGGUGGGGCCUGCCAGCCUCAUCCGGCACCGCGGACUCGGGUGCUCUUUC